AUGUCAACUAAAAUAAUAACAACAUUAGGACCUGCUAGUGGGAAUCCUGAAGUUUUAAAAUAUUUCAAAGAACAUUCGGUUGAAAUAGCUCGUUUAAAUGGAUCUCAUGGUAUUAUUGAAGAACAUUUACGUAUAGCUAAACUAGCUACUAAUGCUGGAUUGGAUUUAAUGCUUGAUUUACCCGGACCAAAGAUUCGUUUAGGAGAAAUACAUGAUAAAUUACUAGCAGUAAAAACUGGUGAAAAAGUCAUUAUUGAAAAAGAACAAGAACAUAAAGAAAACAACUUAAAAACUCUUCCAUGUCAAUUUUCAAUCGAAAAAUAUACUAAAAUAAACGAUAUUGUCUAUAUUGAUGAUGGUAAAUUACAAUUUCGUGUAAUUAAAAUAGAAAAAAAUCGUAUACAAGUAGAAGCACUAAAUAGUGGCCCAGUUAAAAGUCAUAAAGGUGUUAAUUUACCUUAUGGUACAAUUGAUAUAGAUUUUCUUACUGAAAAUGAUCAUCGUCUUAUUGAAAAAUUAUUACCUAUAAUAAAACCUAAAUAUGUAGCUACAUCAUUUGUUAAAACUAUCGAUGAUAUUUAUCGUUUGAAAACAGCGAUUCAAAAUUCUCUACAUAAUAUAAAAAAUUAUUAUCCUAAAAUCAUAGCUAAAAUUGAAAUGGCUGAAGCUAUUGAACCCGUUAAUAUAACAAGUAUUAUUAAUGAAUGUGAUAUGAUUAUGAUUGCACGUGGUGAUCUAGCUCUUGAAACGACACCAGUACAUAUUCGUGUACCAUUUAUACAAAAUGAUUUAGUUCAACGUUGUCAAAUACAAAAUAAACCAUUUAUAAUUGCAACACAAAUACUUGAAUCAAUGAUAACAUGUCCUGUACCAACUCGUGCUGAAGUUUCAGAUCUUUAUCGAGCAGUUGUUUUAGAUAAAGCCAAUUAUAUUAUGUUAUCGGGUGAAGCAGCUGUUGGACAAUAUCCAAAAGAAUGUGUUACAAUAAUGCAUGAUCUUAUUCAAUAUAAUAAAAUACAAACUGUUCAUACUAAUAAAAAACUAAAGACUAAAACAAUUGAAAAAAAAAUAACAACUAAAAGAAAUCUUUCUAAAAUAAAACGUAAAAGAAUUUAA
Molecule: messenger RNA, 1116 nt
Organism: Adineta steineri
Lineage: Eukaryota; Metazoa; Rotifera; Eurotatoria; Adinetida; Adinetidae
Source: the annotation of a GenBank genome assembly